AUCUGUUGUGCAAGUAUUUACAUGCAUGUCAUUCAGCUUGGUGAAUUGGGGUUAAUAAUCUCUUGAAUUAAUAUUCUGGUCACAUUUUCCCAAAAAAUAUAUAUGCCACGGAUAAGUGGAAAAAAUCCUUUAUAAGUCCGAUCCUCACCACACACAUCAUUCAGUGAGAAUCGUUCGGUGUUUAUUAGUUGCUAAAAUGCUUAAUCAUUUAGUUUGUUUAUUUGUUUUGAGUGCUAGUGUUGGCGCCAGUGACAGUUCACUUCCAAAAGAUUAUUUUGAAAAUGAGUUUACUUUGGGUGACGAACGGCAAAAUGAUCGUAAUGCAAUGAAAUCGUCGACAAAUAAAUGGCCAAAUGGUAUUGUUCCAUAUCGUUUUGACGAUGGCUACACUGAGAAAGACCGUGCUGCCAUUCUGAAUGCCAUGGAAGUAUUUCGGAAGAAAACGUGCAUAAAGUUCCACUUCAAGCGCACCACUGAUACAUAUCAUAUAAGAUUCAAAAAAUCCAACUCCGGUUGUGGCACAUUGGUUGGCUACAAGGCGAAUCAAAGCGAACCCAUUGAUAUUUAUCUAUCGGAAAAUUGUUUGAAAUUAUCUGGAGCGAUUCAACAUGAACUGUUACACGUUUUAGGACUAUGGCAUGAACAAUCAAGACCUGAUAGAGACGAAUAUGUUGACAUCAUUUGGGACAACAUUGAACCAAAUCAUCGACACAAUUUUGCAAAGAAAGACAACGAUUUGGUGGAAACAUUCAAUUUACCAUAUGAUUAUGAUAGUUUAAUGCAUUAUCCGAAAAAUGCGUUUGCAAAACGUGGAACCAAUUACACUAUUGUUGCAAAGCAUAAUACCAGUCGUAAAUUGGGACAAAUAAACAGUCCGAGUGAAUAUGAUGUGGAAAAGAUUCGUCGAAUGUACAAUUGUCAAUAAAGAAAAAAAGAAUGAUGUAUGUGCAUAAGGUGCAUGAGUUUCGUCGCAUUUUCCACAGAUACCGGCAUUUUGAUAACCUAUAUUAAAUUACUGAGUUGCGCGCUGCAUACAAAUAUAUUUGUACAUUAUACACAAUAAAAUUCAAUUAUCCACUAUAGUUGUAGUAGCAUUAAUGUUUCAUUUAAAUUGGAUAAGAGUUGUACAAUUUUUCGUGAUUUGCAUUGAAAAUUAGAUUUGU
Contarinia nasturtii (swede midge) is the source of this 1163-nucleotide messenger RNA. Its product is annotated as zinc metalloproteinase nas-4. The record is from RefSeq and is a predicted model, not a curated record. The coding region runs from base 197 to 925 and encodes 242 amino acids. Lineage: Eukaryota; Metazoa; Arthropoda; Insecta; Diptera; Cecidomyiidae. Gene Ontology annotation, biological process: proteolysis. The transcript is spliced from 3 exons. Gene Ontology annotation, molecular function: metalloendopeptidase activity; zinc ion binding.